AUGGUUCUCCUUGUCUUAUACGAUAAGAACAACGGUGACCAUUUUCGUGGUGGUAUCAUUUCAUGGCGUCCACUCAAUAGCACACCAUCGGGUAGUAGUGCACAGAUUCUCAUACAUCAGAGAUACUUCUGGAAUCGAAUAUGGGGUAGUUUUAGUCCACCUUAUUGUACAGAAACAAACGUCGCUGCUCAAACACCCAUUCCAGUAUACGAAGCCAUGAUCUGUUUGAAAAACUGUACAAGUUCCACAUAUCCCAGUGGUGGACUCUCGACUGCUAUGACAACAACAGAUUGUCAAACAAAUGUCAUUAUUCAAUCAUGGGCUGGUGAACGGUAUGACACGCUGAACUUACCCUUGACGACAUCCAUCACGAUUGGUUACCAAUCGAGUGCAUGGAUGACGGGUCUUUAUAUCCGUGCUCCAUCAGGUGCUUGGUCAAUUGUUAAUCGACUCAAUUUAGGCUUGAGACCUGAUGGCUAUAUCAAUACCAGUCCUGUCACAAACACAUUACCUGUCGUAUUCUAUCAAAGAGGUGUACCUGUUGCUCAUGUCGUGCAAAUGGCUGAUAAUGAUGCCACCGAUAUUCNGAUUUUUCUAGUGGCGAAUCAAUGA
Molecule: messenger RNA, 612 nt
Organism: Adineta ricciae
Lineage: Eukaryota; Metazoa; Rotifera; Eurotatoria; Adinetida; Adinetidae
Source: the annotation of a GenBank genome assembly